This is a messenger RNA of Gamsiella multidivaricata, 2661 nucleotides long. Its product is annotated as eukaryotic membrane protein family-domain-containing protein. Gene Ontology annotation, cellular component: endoplasmic reticulum membrane. The transcript is spliced from 8 exons. The record is from RefSeq and is a predicted model, not a curated record. Gene Ontology annotation, biological process: maintenance of protein localization in endoplasmic reticulum. Bases 5 to 2584 code for a protein of 859 amino acids. NCBI's taxonomy places the organism in Eukaryota, Fungi, Mortierellomycota, Mortierellomycetes, Mortierellales, Mortierellaceae.
GAAGAUGACGACAGGAAAUCCAUGUACUAAACUGAGGUUAUGGCACUUGGCGUUCUUUGAACCAGCUAACAUCGUCGACAUGUCCACACCGGCACCCCCAUCUUCUGCCCGGCAGCAGCCUGCAGGCCCCGCCAAGAAGCAUGGCAAGAAAAAAUCGAGGAAUUCUUGGAAAGCCGGCUUCAAAAGCACACCUUCAUCACCCUCACAAUCCGCAGUGGACACUCGGACGGCUGGCUUAAGCGAGACGAAUAUGAAUACGAAUGUCAACCAUCCCAAUAGUAAUACCCUUGUCACCAGUAACAGCAACUUAAAGACGACCAUUGCACAAUCAAAUAGCCUUUCGUCUAAAAACAUGGUAGCAAAACCAAGUCAACUGAUGGAGAACUCCCAGCACAGCUCAGGGCAGGACCACAAAGAGAACAGAAACCCACAUUCGCCACUCAGUAAUGAAUCUGAGGUGCUUAACAAGAAUACAACGAGUUCAACAGGGGCGACGACACCGAAGAAGAAUGACUUUUUACAGAGCCUGGAUAUUCAGCUCAUCAAACUUCAGCGGAGCGAAGAGCGUGGACAGCAGAGUCCACCAGCAGGCAACAUGGACAUCAAGUACAACAGCGUCGCGUCUAAUGUGUCCAGUACAGGUGGAUCUAGCAAAGUAUUUGAACAUGAAUUAUCUCAAAUAUUAAAGGCGCCAACAUCAACCGUCCAACCUCCAGAGAGUUCAAAGGUUAUGCUUGAUGACCUCAAGCUAAAGAACUUGCUUGGAUCAAUAUCACCCUCAAACUACCCAACGGUAUCUCUAUGGGACUAUCUCAAGGAGGAGCUGACGGCCGCGGACUUUGAAACAACUCAGGAACUGAAGAGAGAGCGGGUAGCCAACUUUCUUAGUGUACCUAUCGCCUUUGAAAAGAUGCUUGUCUUCGGCUACUUUGUGUGCCUGGAUUCGUUUCUCUACACCUUCACUAUCCUUCCCGCACGGUUCUUCCUGGCAACAGCUGCACUUUUCCGCUAUAUCUUUUCACGUACAUGGUUCGCCAAAGGAGCUGAAAGGACUCGUCUCAAAUCGUCACAAAAAUGCGACCUCAUUAAAGUCACAUUAGUUGUCAUAGCGUGCACGAUACUGCAGUCUGUCGACGCCUCGAGGACGUAUCAUUUCAUACGCGGACAAAAUGCGAUGAAACUCUACGCUAUCUUCAACUGCCUGGAGAUCUUUGAUCGCCUUUGCUGUUCAUUCGGUCAGGAUAUUCUGGACUCGCUGUUCUCCAAGUCGACGUUGGGCAGCCAUCCCCCCAAAGCCAGCUUGACAGCGUCGCGGCAUGCACGCCCUAUCACAUUUGUCAUCCUGGCUAUUUUCUAUAUCUUGGCGCAUACCAUGGUCCUCUUCUUCCAGAUGGUCACUUUGAACGUAGCUGUCAACUCUUAUUCCAACGCCUUGCUGACGUUACUGAUCAGCAACCAGUUUGUUGAGAUCAAAGGCAGUGUGUUCAAGAAGUUUGAGAAGGAAAACCUCUUUCAGCUGAGUUGCAGCGAUAUUGUCGAGCGGUUUCAGCUGUCUGUGUUUGUCGCCAUCAUCACCAUUCGCAAUCUCGUGGAACUCUCAGCCUCUCCACCUUCGCCUUUUUCUGUGUAUCCUCAGUCAUUCGUGCCGCUCUUUUCCUCGAUGACAGCUGUUGCGCGCCUACUGACGCCGUGCUUCUUGGUCUUGGGAUGCGAGACUCUUGUCGAUUGGUUGAAGCAUGCAUUUAUCACAAAGUUCAACCAGAUCCGCCCGAGUGUGUACGGUCGAUUUGUUGAUAUUUUGAGCAGAGAUCUGGUCUUUGGCAGCCCUGCUCGUCUUGCCGGUCGUAAUAACCAACAACAGAUGUUUGUGGAUCAGUCGCCCAUGGUGUCGCGCCGUAUCGGUCUCGCAGCACUGCCGUUGGCUUGCCUUGUUAUCUGCGUAACUAUACAGACGCUACAAAUGGUCCUGUCGAACCAUCCUAAUGACACUGGACGCACGCUUGUUGUCGUAGCGGAGACUAUGCCCGCUGCAGCGGUGUCCUUUGAAAAGAUUUCUUUUGAGUGGAUCAUGCCUCUGGUUGAUUUUUCCUCUGGACCGUCCGCAGCAUUGUCAGGAGUUGCCGAGAUCUUUGUUUCGCUCUUCAGGUUUGCGUCGGCAGUGCUUAGCCAGAGCUCCGUUGUGUUGGGUCAUAUGGUGGUGACGUGGGCCCAUCGAGCCGGUAUCUCACAGGAACUCGGCCGUCGAGUGAUGGAAUAUGCGGUCAUUGGUUUGGCAUGCUUGGCAACGUAUGCGUGCCUUGUAGCAUUGAAGUUGCUAAUUGGGAUCAACUUGCUUGGGUUUGCACACCAUCGAUACUUGACGAUGGAGUCACGAGAGGAAGUCGAGCGACAGGCAGACAGGACGAUGCGCGAGUCGAAUGCGGUACUGGAGGAGAAGGCAGCGAGUGCGGCCGUGUCGGGUAUGCUUGAUGGUCGAGGAGGGCAUGGAGGAGGGGAUGCAUAUGUGCUUGGAGGAGAUAAACGAGCGGUACAUGGACUGGACACGAUCGACCGGUACACGUUGUUCAAGUCGCGCAUACCAUAGGGCCUUUGUUCCUUCCAUUUCCUUAAAAUAAACGUGCGAGGCAAGUGUUGUUUGUAUGCAUGCCAGCUGCUUGGUCA